Molecule: messenger RNA, 760 nt
Organism: Pyrgilauda ruficollis (rufous-necked snowfinch)
Lineage: Eukaryota; Metazoa; Chordata; Aves; Passeriformes; Passeridae
Product: serine/threonine-protein kinase PAK 3-like
Exons: 5
Coding region: 29-640 (203 amino acids)
Biological process (GO): protein phosphorylation; intracellular signal transduction; regulation of axonogenesis
Cellular component (GO): cytoplasm
Molecular function (GO): protein serine/threonine kinase activity; ATP binding
Source: RefSeq, a predicted model, not a curated record
CCUUGUGGAUGAGGAACUCUGGCUGGUUAUGGAGUACAUGGAUGGAGGCACUCUGAGCGAUGUCAUCAGCGAGACCUACCUGUCUGAAGACGAGAUGGCAGCCAUCAGCCGGGAGUGCCUGCGAGGACUUGAUUUUCUUCAUUCAAACCACGUGAUCCACCUAGAUGUGAAGAGCCGCAACAUCCUUCUCAGAACCGACGGCUCUGUCAAGCUGGCUGACUUUGGCCUCUUUGCUCAGCUCACCCCUGAGCAGAGUAGACGGAGCUCCGUGGCCAGCAUUUCUGGGUGGAUGGCGCCUGAAGUGGUGACAGGUCAAGCAUAUGGCCCCAAAGUGGACAUAUGGUCCUUUGGAAUCGUGGGCAUUGAAAUGGUGGAACGAAAAGUUCCUUACUGGAAUGAAACUCCUGGCACGGCUCAACUCCUGAUAGCCAGAGGAAGGAGACCACAGCUGCGGCAGCCCAACCGAUUCUCGCCUUGCCUGUGUGACUUCCUGAGCUGCUGCCUUCAACCAGAUGUGAUGUGUCGCUGGUCUGCCAAGGAUCUCCUGCAGCAUCCAUUUGUAACAUCAGCGAAGCCAGCGUCCACCCUGGCAGCACUCAUCAUCCUGACGAAGAAGAAGCACGAAGAGACAAGAAUGUAACAAUCAAGAUGUUAUCUAGAUAACCAACUUUAUUUAAUAACAAUCCUACUCUAUUGGAUUCGAGAGUAGGACUCUAGAGUAGGAUUGUUGAGCAGUUUUGCAGUACAGGUUUAUAGAGUA